Molecule: messenger RNA, 336 nt
Organism: Thlaspi arvense
Lineage: Eukaryota; Viridiplantae; Streptophyta; Magnoliopsida; Brassicales; Brassicaceae
Source: the annotation of a GenBank genome assembly
AUGAUUACAGUGUCUCCCUUUGUUCUCUUUGUCCCUCUACCUUCCACACACAACAGUAUCGUCUCUCUCUCUCCCUCUCCCUCUCCUUCCUCUCAACACUCCUUCCCAAAAGAAAGAAAGAAAGCAAUGGAGAGGCUAAACUCGAAGCUGUUUGUUGAAAACUGCUACAUAAUGAAAGAGAAUGAGAGGCUAAGGAAGAAAGCUGAGCUUCUGAAACAAGAGAACCAACAGCUUUUGUUUCAACUCAAACAAAAACUCUCCAAGACUAAGAACCAUGAUGGAUCAAACAGUAACGACAAUCUCUGUUCAUCAAGCUCUGCUUCUGGACAAUCGUGA